Molecule: messenger RNA, 699 nt
Organism: Suillus subaureus
Lineage: Eukaryota; Fungi; Basidiomycota; Agaricomycetes; Boletales; Suillaceae
Exons: 2
Coding region: 1-699 (232 amino acids)
Molecular function (GO): GTP binding
Source: RefSeq, a predicted model, not a curated record
AUGUCCUCUCAACCGCGACCACCAAACUUCAUUAUCUUUGGCGAGAUGGGCGUUGGGAAGAGCGCGUUGGUAAAUCUCAUUGCUGGAGAUCAACUUGCCGAGACCUCUUCCGGCGCACAGUUGUGCACACUCGAAUCAACAGAGUAUCCAGUCACAUUUUCAGAUCCCCAGCUCAAUGUAAAUCUUUUUGAUACAGCGGGCUUGGACUGGCCCAUUCUAAAUAAUGCGGGGUAUUUAGAUGUCCUAGUGAAGGCACAUGAGCUCAUCGUCUCGCUCAAGAACCGGGGAGGUGUACAUGGCUUGCUUUUCUGCAUCAGGGCUGGCAGAGUGUCGAACACUAUGCAACAGAACUACAGAUUAUUCUACGAGUUCCUGUGCCAGGAACAGGUGCCUCUUGCGCUAGUCGUUACCAAUCUUGAGAACGAGGUGGACAUGGACGACUGGUGGACGAGGAACAAGGCACAUAUCGAAAACUCCGGCAUUGUCCCCGUCACGCAUGUCUGCAUCACAACCACCAAGGGCUUUCGAAACGCAUAUGAAGCAAGAUACUUCGAAUCCAGGAAGAAGGUGCUUAAUAUGCUCAGGGAACUUGGAAACCAUGAUGCGUGCUUGGUAGACGAGAGUCUCUGGUUUGCGCGGAUGAGCAAGAAGCUGAGGGAGUUUUUAGUUCCGACCAGGGGGUCGGGGAGGAGUCGUUAG